This is a messenger RNA of Plasmodium malariae, 819 nucleotides long. Its product is annotated as G2 protein, putative. The record is from RefSeq and is a predicted model, not a curated record. The coding region runs from base 1 to 819 and encodes 272 amino acids. The transcript has 2 exons. Lineage: Eukaryota; Apicomplexa; Aconoidasida; Haemosporida; Plasmodiidae.
AUGGGACAAGCAGCAUCAAAAGAGGAUGAAAUGGAGAAGCAAAGCAUUUACGCUAGUUACCCUGGGCUUGAACAACAACUAGAUAUGGUUUUCGCAUGCCAUGAUAUUCAUAAGCAAGGGAAAUUACCUUACAAAACAAUAGAAAUGAUACUAAGGCAUUUCUUAAUGCAGUGUGGUUUUAUGGAAUAUGUUUGCAGAUUUGUUGACGAAAAUGGUAAACUGGACUUGAAACAUAUUGAAAAUUAUUUAACUAGUAAAAAGUUAAUGUACAAGUUGAAAUGCUGCGGAGAUAGUAUGCUUACUGUAGAAGAAAUGAAAGACUUAGUUAUUACUUUUUUAAAGAAAAUUUCAGAUACGUAUGUAGAUGAUCAAUCUAAAUGGAUGGAAAAGAUGAAAUCUUCACAAGAGGAACAAGGGAAAGCUUUAGAAGAAGCAAUGAGUGAAUAUGAAAAAAAUAUUUUGUUCAACCACGCUAUAAAGGAACAACAACUUUUACAGAAUAAUAAAAAAUUAGAUGAAUGGAAUGAAACUAUCGAAAAUGCUUAUGAAGUACAACAAGAAGUGUUACGACAAUUUGAAGCUAGAAAAAGGGAAAAAAUGAAUAUAUCAUCCGAAAAAAACAAAGACUUGCUAAUAGCUAAAGAUUAUAUUGAAAAAAUAAAAGAAGCAGCUACGGAUAAUAGAUAUGAUAACUCGAAAUGUUUUGUUUAUCCAGCUUCAUCUGCUCCUUGUGGUGCAUGCACUUCUGCAGGAGCUAUUAUGCCACACAGAAGAUAUAAAGAGCCUAGGCACAAAAAGCAGUAUUCUAUAUGCAUAUAA